AUAGCUCCAUUGGCAUUCUUCGUAUAUACACAUUGUAACACCAUCGAAAUUCCUCUGAUUCUUCUAAGUUUUUUCGUUCCGCUGCAUUUUCAUUUUCUUCCGUUUCGAAUGUGUUUUUCAAAUGCAGUCUCAUAAUUUUAGUUGAUAUCCCGAAGCGAAUUUCAUUUAAUUUCGCAUUAGUCUUAUGUGGUAUUUUAAUCAAUCGAAUUGUGAAGUGUGUUUUUUUUUCUCUCUCUCUCCUUGGUGAACAAAUUUUCGAUAUGAAAUGCAUCAAGGUUGGCCAGUGAAUGUUGUGAGGCAAACAAAUGAAUAAAAAAAAAUUUCGUUUUUUUUGCUUGGAAGUGCGGUAAUGCACAAAUAUCGAUAAGAAAAAUGUUGACCAGUAUACGAAUGGAACAAUUUGCUGUAACCGAUUGAAUAUAUUUUGGGCUUUGCUUCAAAAAUUCAUACUCAACUUCGAUACGGAAUCGCAAAGUCAAUAGAAAUACCAAAUCAAACAAAACAUAGACGAGAAGCGAAAAAAAAAUUUGAUCGCAACGAAAAGGGAAGAGAAACUGCGGUGAAACUAUCACGUUCGGUCUCCCCAGACUAAAAGUGUGAGCAUAUAAUUAAAUAUACAAGCAAACUGAAGAAAUCAAAAGCAAAACGAAAGUGACAGCGAACAAAAAAAAAUUAUGUCAUGAAAUAGUAUCUUGUGUCCAAAGUGUGAUUUAUUUUUGUUCCUUCGUUAAUUUCGGCAUAUACUAUAAUGCUGAUAAUUAUUGAUAUUAUGAAUUUUUGAUCGGUGCGCGCUGAGUGAACGUGUUUGUGUGCACUUUUGUUUGUGUGUGUGUGUGAUGAGCUAGUGGCAGUGGUGACGGAUAUGUGUUUUCAUAUUUCCUUUGUUUUCGUUGUUUGUUUUAAUUGAAGUGCAUGAGCAAUAGCGCAAAAUAAACAAUCGUUCCAAUCAUUACGGCGAGGUGUUAAUAUUUGCGUUGAACACACAAAAUUUGUUUUUUGUGUUCAAGUGAAGUGUCUUAGAGAGCCAGUGAGCCAAGCGACCAGCCACAUUGGAUGGGAAAGCACGCGCGCUGCGCGACUAGCAAAUGAAUUGGAAUCGAAGGUCUCUCACAGGCUCACUUGUGGUGACUAACUAAUAAUAAAAACGAGCGAGACACACACAAAACAAAGCAAAAAAAAACACACACAGAAACGAAAGAAAAAGUAAAGCACACACAAAAAUAAAAAUCGCUUCAAUCGACACAGGAAAAAAAAUUGAAACAAGGAGAAAAAUAUCAGCGAUAAGUGAAAAAUAUAAUUUAAUAAUCAGGGAAAUUAUCAAGUAAACAGUAAUCGCCCCGGGUGGAUAGAGAGAGAGCGAAAAAGAGCUAGAGAGAGAGAGAGAGAGCGAGUGAGCACGAUUGCUGCUGCCAUUCGGAAAUAUAACCAUUUCAACGACAUUGUGUUGAAACUAUUGGUGACGGAUUGACGAAUCGAUUUCACACUAAACAUGGGUGGCUGUAUUGGAAUAAAUCGCAACGAUGGCGAUACUGCAAAUGGAUCGUCAUUAAAUGUAUCGCGACCACUUUCGGAUAAUUUAAUAGGUGGAAAUGGAGGGCCACCGCGUAAAAACCACCCAUUAUGCCAUGAAACGAUACGUUGGAAAUCGGAUGUGCCGCUGACAGAAGGCCAACUACGAUCGAAGCGUGAUGAAUUCUGGGACACAGCGCCGGCAUUCGAUGGCAGAAAAGAGAUUUGGGAUGCGCUACGCGCUGCAACAGUCGCUGCCGAAGCACUGGACUUUCAAUUGUCACAGGCCAUUUUAGACGGUGCUAACAUUAGCGUACCAAAUGGCUACUUAACGGAAUGUUACGAUGAGUUAGGCACACAAUACAAAGUACCCAUAUAUUGUUUAUCGUAUCCGAUAAAUAUUGUGAAAGAGGACAAUGGACGAGAUUCACCGGCCGAAUAUUCGGAACCAGUGGACGGUGGCUCCGAAUUGGUGUUGAAAUUACGUUUGUCAUCAUCGUUCGCCGAUACAAAACUAACCGUUUAUUCAAAAGACACAAUCGGCCAGUGUAAAAAGAAAUUACAAGCACAAGAAAAUGUUGAUGCAUGCUGUCAACGUUGGUUUUACGGCGGUAAAUUGUUGGGCGAUAAAAUUUUGGUCGAGGACGCACAAAUCCAGCCACAGUACAUUGUACAGGUUAUUGUAAAUACCGAACACUACAAUCACGGUGUGAAUAGCUAGCCAAUAUACAAUAUUUAUGCCAUGUAUCUGUCCGAAGAGAAUGGUAUGUCACACACGAGCAAAACUUAACAUCGACACCAAAUCAUCGUGUAGACGAAAAAAAAGAAGCAAAUCGUGUAUUUUUUCUUCGCGAAAAGAAGCAGAAGAAAAAAAGGGAUACAAAUGCAUCGAAUUAGAUUUCGAUCAUUAGGAGAUUCAUUUGCAUCAUCAAAACACAUUUAGCAGUAACCUCUCCUCCUCUUCCCCCAUAUACAAAUCUAGUGUGAGUGCAGCAAUCACAGAGUGUAACAUAUUCACAAAUACACACACACUUUGUUUGCGCUGAUCACCACAGUUGAUUGUGCACAGUUGAUUGUGCAUGAUGUGCAUUUAUGAAUUAGGAGAUCUUAUAAAAUAACAACAAUAAUAACAAGGGAGAAAAUAACAACACAGUUUUAAAAGAAUUUAUCCUAGCAAAACGAUUUAAGUGUGAUUUAUUAGAUGAGAUGUAACAUAUAGAAAUGAAGAUAUUUUUUUAAGUUUGAAUAAUAUGAAGUUAAACGAAAGAAGAAAGAAAAGAAAAAAUCGUUAUUUUAAAUGAAGAAAACAAAUAAUCUAUUUACCUUUUACCUGAAUUGGAACAUGUGAAACGAUUUUUAAGGAUUUGUUCGAAAUUACCACUGAAAAAGACACAAACACAUAAUUUUCUGUUCUAUUUUUUUUUUGCCUGUUUUGUUUUCUUGGAAGGAAUGGUAACACAAAACGAAAGAAAUUGUACAAUUUUAUCCAAUUGAAAAAGACGCAAAUAGACUUGAAGUGUCUGAGCAAGAGGGCUGAUAGGUGUAUACGUCAUAAUAAUCUUAAUGAUAACUAAAUGAAAACAUGUGAAUACUUUAUUUUUUACUACCACCAUUUUCGAGUCAACAAUAUGCUAGACUUUAAAAAUCUAUUUGCUCCCUCCUGUAGUGAAUGUGUUUGUUUUUAAAACUCAGGUGCUUUCUUCAAUCAAAAAAACAAAAACAAAAACAAAAAAAUAAAUAAAUAAAUCCAUAUAUUCAUUCAAUUUUGAAUAACAGCCACUUAUUCGAAAACGCUGAAAGCAAUAAUUAUGCUCAACGUAGCUCAAUUAUUAUUCGAUCCGCUUCGAACAAUUCGUGCAAUCUUCCUGCUAAUUACUUUUGCCAACACCAUUUGAUGUAGGGAUUCGUUGUUGGUUUUCCUUUACCCGUCAGUUUUACGUGGAUGAGCGUUUAUCAACAAAUGCAAUUUAAAGAGAAACAGAAGAAGAAAACACAUUUUUUUAACCAUUGAAACGAGCGAGAGCUCCUCGCCGAGAGAUAGAGAGAGAAUCAAAAGUACAAAGUAUCUUCGCCAUUGAAUUUUUUCUCUUUUCAAUCAUUGUUGCAUUGCUGCGUUGCGGCAGUAAUCACCAGAAAAGACAAAGAUCAAAAUGAAAUAAUCGAGAAUUUGCUUCACUUCAACGUCUCUUUUUAACACAAUCUCCCUCUCACACACACACACACACAUACACACACAGUUAGUUCAUGUGUCAUCAAGAGUGCAAAUGUGGAAACAAUAAUAGGGACCUUAGCAUUUGUAUUUGUACAUAAUGAUUAAGCCGAUGAUAAGUAGAUAAAGAUGUAAUUUUUUUCACAACAAAGUAUAUAUGGACGCGGGCAUAUAAGGACUCACCUAUUCCUACACCAUCCAAAACAAUGCGGAAUUUAUUGUUUUGGUUUUCGUUUCAUUUUCCGUAUGUAACAAUUGUGUCAUGCAUACACGAACAUGAAUUAGGUUUUCAUGAUUGAGAUUCGGUUUCGGUUUCGUUUUUCCCGUUAAUGCAUGAGCACAGAGUAUUUCAUUAUACAAUAAUUUUCUAAUUAGAAAAAAAAAGCAACAACAAAAAGCCAUAAUGACUGUAACGUCAAACGAUAGCGGCACAUGCAAUAAAUGGACAACUCACAAACUCUUUCCAUAUAUAUUGAAUCAUCGACAUUCGACUUUUUGCGCACUGAAUCACCAUUUGAAUUUAUUUACACAAAAUGAAGAAGAAGAAGAAGAAGAAGAAAAUCAUUUAAGCAACGCAAAAUUCAUUAUUAUGAUUAAAAUGUUGGGCUGUGUGUCACCUCUAACGAUUUGCUUCUCUGUGUGCGUUUGUGUUUGCGAUGACGAAAAAAAAUCAAUGAUGAGUCAAAUUCAAUUUUUCUGGCACAUUGAUAAACAUUUGGGUUUCUUUUUUGAAAAUUAUAAUUAUUACCUGAUUCACGUGGUAUUUUGUUCAUACGCACUUUGGCAAUGACUUUGGGUGUACAUGUAUGUUUUUUUUAUAUAGAAUCGAUCACGAUGUGAGCAACUGCCAAAAUUGUUUUCGAGGCAUCUUACAAUGACUUUGCAUUUCAUUUGAGAUCAUUCAAUAACACACACCGCUUCGAAAGAAAAGAAAUUGUUCGUGUUUUUUUUUCUCUGUCAACGAAAUUACAGGUGUAUCUUUCAAUUAUUUGAGUAAAACACACACACCCACAUCUACGGAUGAAAAACAGUUCGAGACUUUUUUGAAUGACACUUUUGUUUAUUCGUUAAUGAUGAAUUUUUUUCUUCUCUCUCAACAAAGCCCAAAUGUUCAUUUGAUCGCAUAUUUUUCGCUCAUGUUUUCUUGAAGAUAUACGAAUUUUUUGAAUAACAUAAGCCCUAUUUGUAAUCGUAUUUGUUGUGUUUUAAAGUAUUUUUUCUUCUUUCUGUCUACGAUUUUAAAUGUCGCAAUAACCAUAUGAUGACAUCGCUCGAAGAUUUAAUUUUUUUUUAUCUCGAUGCCUAUGAGAUACAAGAAGAAAAAGAAAUGUUGCAUUUUGUUUCCUUAAUACUCGUUUUUAGUGAAAUAAUUUUGUUUAACUUAUCGGACCUUAUUUUAUUGUUCUUUAUUUUGCCAUCAUAUUUUUUUUAAUAAGCAGAAACCUAAACGAAUAUAUGUAUAAAGGAAAAUUAAUAACUCAAAAAUGCUUCGGAUGAUGAUUCCGAAGCCGAUAAAGAUUUGUCGUUUGACAGGUGAUUCAAUCCAAGAGAAUCAGCUAACUAAAGCAGUGUCAACGAAGAAUACGUCAAACACAGAAACACUCUCGGGAAAAGGUUUCCUUUGUUUCUAUUUUAUUGACUGCAAGAAAAAACACACAUAUUAAAUUUUAUUUGUGAAUUUAAGCGUGAAUUAGACACAAAAACCAAUUUAUACGAUGCGACAAACAAAUUAUCUUCUAUUUUUAUGAAAUUAAAUGUAAUGAAAUGAAACACCUUUAGUUAUGGAAUAUGUUAAUUUUAAUUUAUAAUGAAAUUAUUUAGAAAUAAAUGUAUUUAUAUAAAUCAA
Sitodiplosis mosellana (orange wheat blossom midge) is the source of this 5564-nucleotide messenger RNA. RefSeq names its product ubiquitin domain-containing protein 1. The coding region runs from base 1490 to 2230 and encodes 246 amino acids. Gene Ontology annotation, molecular function: protein binding. NCBI's taxonomy places the organism in Eukaryota, Metazoa, Arthropoda, Insecta, Diptera, Cecidomyiidae. The transcript has 4 exons. The record is from RefSeq and is a predicted model, not a curated record.